This is a messenger RNA of Notodromas monacha, 630 nucleotides long. Lineage: Eukaryota; Metazoa; Arthropoda; Ostracoda; Podocopida; Cyprididae. The record is from the annotation of a GenBank genome assembly.
AUGGACGUAAACAACAUAAAACCUGGACGAAAACGUUGUAGCUCUAAUAAUGAAGCAGUGACGUCCAUCUGUGGUUGUGGGGAUUUCCGUCGAACAGGAACUUCCUGCUUCACUAUUCGUGGAAGACAGAAACGAGUAGAACGUCCAAUUGCGGCAAAACCAGCUCCAGUGUGUCCAGUCGAUAACACCAUCUCGGCUUGUGUCGUGACGCCGGAAGAUUGCUUCAGCGACGCAGAAUGCAAGCAGGGUCAACUGUGCUGCCCCCGGGGAUGCUCCCGCCGUUGUACUGCGCCGACGUUUCGCCAACCUGACCCUAGAAGUCGCUGCACUCGCGGAUCGUGUCCCAGAGGCACUUCAUGUGUCAUCUACGAGACGAAUUGCAACCGCGGCAUUACCGGUCUACGCCUUUGUCCGCUUGCUACUAUCUGCGUUCCUGAUUUCCGGGAUCAAUGUCAAGUGAUCAGGUGCACAAGUGAAACUCAGUGCAGAUACCGGCCAAAUCCAAGCUGCGCGAGACCAAGCAGAUCUUGUCCGCCAAUUGCGGAUUUUCACGCUUUCAGCUGCCAAGUUAUCGACGAAUUCGGAAUGAUGAAAGCCGUCGUCGACGUCUGCGCACGUCGAAACGAAUAA